AUGAAUUGUAUGUUAUCCAUUCUUAUACCAUUAUUAUUAACAUUGAUCGUUACUACUCAAUCAGACGAUCUUGCGAGCAUUAAAAUAUGUGGCAAUAAGAAUGAAGAAUAUAAAACAUGUGGUUCUGCAUGUCCUCCAACUUGUGAUGAUAUACGUUAUCCGUUACCGAAACCAUCUCGUGCAUGCAUUUUAUUAUGUAAAGCUGGUUGUUUUUGUAAGACUGGUUACUAUCGAGCAGAAGAUGGUAGUUGUGUUGCACCAGAUCAAUGUUGUGGUGACAAUGAAAAAUAUAAAACUUGUGGUUCAGCUCACGUUGAAACGUGUGAUUAUAAGCCUAAGCAAUGUACAAAACAAUGUGUUGCUGGUUGUUUUUGUGCUUGUUCGGAGUAUGUUCGUCAAAGCAACAGUACUGGUAGUCCUUGUAUUCAUCGUGAUAAGUGUCCAGAUCCAUGUGAAGAAGAUGAUUAA
Messenger RNA from Rotaria sp. Silwood1, 468 nucleotides. Lineage: Eukaryota; Metazoa; Rotifera; Eurotatoria; Philodinida; Philodinidae. The record is from the annotation of a GenBank genome assembly.